Molecule: messenger RNA, 1725 nt
Organism: Lethenteron reissneri (Far Eastern brook lamprey)
Lineage: Eukaryota; Metazoa; Chordata; Hyperoartia; Petromyzontiformes; Petromyzontidae
Product: steroid 21-hydroxylase-like
Biological process (GO): progesterone metabolic process; hormone biosynthetic process
Molecular function (GO): steroid 17-alpha-monooxygenase activity; heme binding; iron ion binding
Source: RefSeq, a predicted model, not a curated record
AUGCUGGUGCCGCUGGCCCUGUGCGCAGCCAUCACUGUGCUUCUGUCUCUGCUGUUGCUGGCGAGGAGAUGGGGGGUGUUCCAGUACGUCCAGCCCAGAGCGACCGAAUGGCCCUCUCCUCCACGACCUCCGGGAUUGCCCUUCUUGGGAAACGUUGCGCACAUGGCCAGGACGGAUCUGCACAUUCACCUGACACAGCUGGCGCGCACGUACGGUCCUGUGUACUGCCUGCGUGUCGGCGGAGAAGACAUCGUUGUGCUGAACAACGUCGAGUCCAUCAAGGAGAUGCUCAUUAAGAAAUCAGCCGACUUCGCCGGAAGGCCACAGACCUACGCCGGCGGCAAGAUCACCGGCGGCGGCAAGGACAUUGCGCUGGGCGACUACUCGGCCGUGUGGCGGAGGCAGCGGCGCGCCGCGCUCAGCGCCCUUCACUGCGUGGGGACAGCGCGCACGGAGGAGAUCGUGCAGGGCGAGGCGCGGAGAUUGGUGGAGGACCUGACCCAGUACAUUGGACGACCGACGGACAUCCACACUGACAUCUCGAUGCGAGUCUGCAACGUUAUCUGCUCCAUCGCCUUCGGAACUAAGUACGACAAGCACGACACGGAGUUCCUGGACAUUCACUGCUGCCUCGACAGCCUCGUUCGACUGUGGGGGUCACCCGCCAUACGUGCCCUGGACUGCUUCCCAGUGUUGCGGUUAUUUCCAAACCCGGCCUGGCGAGACCUCAUGGCGGCUGUGCGCAAAAGGGACGAGGUCGUGUGGAGGCAGAUACUUCUGCACAAGGCAAAGCCAAGCUCGUCACCGUCCAGUGACAUGACCGACUUCCUCCUCAAGUUCACGUACAAAUUAUCCGAAGAGUCCAAGCCACAAAAUGGAAAGAACGGGCGCGCCUCGGACGACUCCGCAGAGGUGCCGAGAAGGAGGUCAAAGGAUCAGCCGCAACGACCGGAGGAGAGGCGGCACUCGGGAAAUGAGGACGAGUCAGAGGCACGAGGGGGCAGCCUCACGGAGGAGCGGGUUCACCUAUCCAUCAUGGACACGUUCAUUGCUGGCGUCGAGACGACGGCGACGCUCAUAGAAUGGGCUCUGGCCUACCUCGUGCUCCAUCCAGAGGUCCAAGACCAGAUCUACGAGGAGAUGGAGCAGAAGCUGCAGCCGGGUUUGGGCCCGAGCCUGGCGGACCGCGACAAGCUUCUGUACCUCGACGCGACGAUCAAGGAGAUCCUGCGUCUGUGCCCCGUGGCUCCGCUCGCGAUUCCACACCGUGCCCUGCGGGACUCCACUGUCGGAGGGUUCUUCAUCUGCAAAGGGUCGACGGUCAUCGCAAAUCUGUGGGCGGCUCAUCGAGACCACUCUUACUGGGACAAUCCCUCGGUCUUCCAGCCAGAGCGCUUCCUGGGCGAGCCUCUGGAGAGGCGUAACCCCGCGUCGCUGCUGCUGCCGUUCGGCGCGGGCAAGCGCGUGUGCUUGGGCGAGAGUCUGGCCAAGGCUGAGAUUUUUCUCUUCCUGGGCCACGUGCUGCGCCGGCUGCGUUUGCAGCCUGCGGGUCGCCCGCCCGACUUGUCCGGGCAGAUGGCCAUCGUCCUGAAGCUCAAGCCCUUCCAGGUCUACAUCUCUCCCAGGGUGCGCUCCGCUCUCAUCGUUCUCACUCCCCCCACGUUCUCCGUUCCCAGACGCCUCCAUAAAUGUAUCCCGCUUGAUCCCGGCUCCCCCGCUGGGUGA